Ramularia collo-cygni is the source of this 1758-nucleotide messenger RNA. Its product is annotated as related to synaptic vesicle transporter SVOP and related transporters (major facilitator superfamily). Lineage: Eukaryota; Fungi; Ascomycota; Dothideomycetes; Mycosphaerellales; Mycosphaerellaceae. The record is from RefSeq and is a predicted model, not a curated record. Gene Ontology annotation, biological process: transmembrane transport. Bases 1 to 1758 code for a protein of 585 amino acids. The transcript is spliced from 4 exons. Gene Ontology annotation, molecular function: transmembrane transporter activity.
AUGUCCAAAAUGUGGCCGCCAUGGCGGAAAGGGACUUUAACGGAAGACGUUGACAACUCGCAACGAAUUCCCUCCGACGCUAGUCAGGACGUCAUCCAAGAAGCCAACAGGCAAGAGAAGCAGAUAGCAGACGGAGUCGCACACGAACUCGACCCGACUGUCUCUGGACGUCGGGAAUCAGACGAAGCUGACGCYGGAAACUUUGGAAGGAGAGAACUGACAGUAGGAGAGGGAUGGGCCUGUACUGGGUUUGCAUUUCCAAAAUGGAGGAAGUGGACCAUCCUGGCGUCCAUCUUCAUCGUGCAAAUCAGCAUGAACUACAACGCAUCCGCCUAUGCCAACGCCGUCUCUGGUCUUACUGAGGAAUAUGGCAUUUCCAAUUUCCAGGCCCGGCUUGGACAGAUGGUCUUUCUUGUGGCAUAUGCUAUUGGCUGUGAGGCCUGGGCUCCUUGGUCAGAGGAGCUCGGACGAUUCUGGGUCUUGCAAAGCYCCCUCUUCCUGGUCAACAUAUUCCAGAUCCCAUGCGCUUUGUCGACCAAUUGGACCACCGUGAUUGUAGCUCGUGGCCUGGGUGGUCUCAGCUCAGCGGGAGGAUCGGUCACGUUGGGUAUUGUCGCGGACAUGUGGCAGCCAGAAGAUCAACAAUAUGCCAUUUCYUUUGUGGUGCUUUCUUCCGUGGCUGGAUCGCUUGUGGGUCCAAUCUUCGGAGGAUUCAUCGAGACCUACCUGAACUUCCGCUGGGUCUUCUGGAUCCAGCUCAUCUUCGGUGCUGUCACACAAGCUAUCCACUUCUUUGUCGCGCAGGAAACCAACACAGACACGCUGCUGGAUAGGGAGGCUCGCAAGCGCCGCAGGAAUGGCACGGAUGCGAACAUCUGGGGUCCACAGGAGAUCAAGGGAACCUUCUGGCAGCGCAUCAGCUGGAAGCACAUUGGGACGCUGAUGUGGCGGCCUUAUCGUCUUUUGCUCACCGAGCCAAUUGUGGGAUUCCUCUCCCUCCUUUCCGGCUUCAGCGACGCACUCAUCUUCACUGGACUCUCCUCAUUCGCAAUCGUCCUCAAACAGUGGCAUCUCUCCACCAUUAGUAUAGGUCUGUCCUUUAUUGGUCUCCUUGUCGGGUACCUGCUGGCCUAUUUCGCAUUCAUGCUGCAUUAUUGGCAUGAUGACAAGCGCAAGAAGGCUUCGAUCAAAGGCCCGGGCUUGUUCACACCAGAACGGAGGCUUUACUUGCUGUUGUUCCUGGUUCUCCUGGAGCCCAUUGGCCUUCUUGGAUUUGGAUUCACUUCCUUUGGACCGCCUCACGGUCACUGGAUUGCGCCAAUCUUGUUCACGAUUCCUAUCGGCAUAGCCAACUAUGCCAUCUACCAAGCCACCAUUGACUACAUGGUUGCAGCAUACGGCGCAUUCUCCGCAUCCGCGACGGGCGGCAAUGGUUUCUCCCGCGACCUACUUGCUGGGAUCGCCGCGCUGUAUGCURACCCAAUGUACCGGAACAUUGCGUCAGGUACCAAGUGGCAGCUGGUUGUACCAUCACUUAUCCUGGCAGGGAUUGGUACGGCGUUGUGCGUACCUGUCUUUGUCUUUUACUUCUUCGGCACUUGGUUCCGGGAAAACAGCAAGUUCGCCCUGGACAUUGAGGCCAAGAGACAAGAGGAUCUCGGCGUGGCGACGAAUGUCAAGGUGGCCGCAGCGAGAGAUGCGACUGUCCAUGAUGAAGCCUUGGCUAGCAGUUCUGGUAUGCAGAGGGCUGAGGUGUGA